AUGGGGAAGCACGACUUUUUGACGCCCAAAGCCAUUGGCAUUCGUAUGAAGUCAAAAGGGCUUCAGAAAUUGCGAUGGUUCUGUCAAGUGUGUCAAAAACAAUGUCGAGAUGAAAAUGGAUUCAAAUGUCACACCACAUCUGAGGCACAUCAACGACAAAUGUUGAUCGUGGCCAAUGAUCCAAAUAAAUUCAUGAGUGGCUACAGUGAAAUGUUUGAAGAAGCUUUUCUUGAAAACUUACGACGACGUCAUGGCACAAAACGAAUGCGUGCUACGCAUGUUUACAAUGAAUAUAUAGCAGACAAAAUGCACAUUCAUAUGAAUGCAACACAAUGGGAGACACUCGGGAGUUUUGUGCAGUACUUGGGACGUGUAGGCAAAUGCACUGUGGACGAGACGGAGAAAGGAGGAACUGGAGAAAAAAAGAAGGCGAAAUUAGACCAUGAAGAGCGGAAUCGGCUGUUCAUUGAACGGCAGCUGAAGAUUGCUAGCGAGAAAGAGGAAGUUGGGACGACGCACCGGCCAACCAAAUUGCAGCGUGGAGAAAAUGGAGACAGGAUCAAGAUAUUGCUGGCUACAAAGAACGAAGAUGGCAAGAAGGAUAGUAAAGUGUUAGGUGCAGUGAAGGUUUCGGUGUUUGGUGGAGAGGAUAACGAUGAGGGCAAGAAGACACGAGAGAGCAGGGAGAUGGCAUUGGAGGCCAAACGCUCUGACCAGCGACACGCUGUGGGCGCUAUCAUGGAGGAAGAAGAGCGUCAUCGGAAAGAAAAGAAUCGACGGUUAGAACAGGAGUCCAAGUGUUUACGGAAGGAAAAUUGGAUUACCACGGGAAUUGUGGUCAAGGUAACAAACAAAAAGGUUGGCGACGGCCAGUACUACAAGUGCAAAGGAGUUGUCAAGAAUGUGGAGGAUAAGUUCUGUGCGAGUGUGGAGCUGUUGGAUUCUGGAGAUAUACUGCGGCUGGACCAAGACGACCUUGAGACGGUGAUACCGAAACCAGGACGCAAAGUCAAGAUUGUUAAUGGUCUCGGACGUGGCUGUACGGCGAAGCUACUAAACAUCUCAGUUGCCGACUUCUGCGCUCGCAUUCGGAUUGACUCAGGGUCCCAUCGAGGCGAGAUUUUGGAUCGAGUCGAGUACGAAGACAUCUGUAGACUUGCGGAUGAACAGUCUUGA
Messenger RNA from Peronospora farinosa, 1176 nucleotides. The record is from the annotation of a GenBank genome assembly. Lineage: Eukaryota; Oomycota; Peronosporomycetes; Peronosporales; Peronosporaceae.